Spea bombifrons (plains spadefoot toad) is the source of this 2811-nucleotide messenger RNA. It is a transcript of the gene ZNF839, whose product is annotated as zinc finger protein 839. NCBI's taxonomy places the organism in Eukaryota, Metazoa, Chordata, Amphibia, Anura, Pelobatidae. The coding region runs from base 49 to 2811 and encodes 920 amino acids. The transcript has 8 exons. The record is from RefSeq and is a predicted model, not a curated record.
GAUGUCGCACAUGUCUGAUGCCUUGCCGGAAUCACUUCCCCUAGUAAGAUGGCGGCGGAGGUUGGACGUUGUGGCAUCACUUCCUCUAGAAAUAUGGCUGCGUUUGGUGCCCAUGGCAGCCUGGAAGAGACUGUGGUGAGCGCCGAGGAGUUGUGUGAAUACGUUCAGGUCGUUGUGGAGGACUCCGAGGAAGUCAUUGUGGAGCAGGGGGCAGCCGCCAAUGUCUCUACCCUGGUGCCGAGCGAGGCUGUCAGCGAGGAGGUCAUCCGAAGCCUCAGGGAGUCCAACAUGGUGUACUACAUGCAGUCGGACGGGACCCUGGUGCAGGGGGGAGAGCUGGGGCAGCAGGUGCACGAGGUGACAUGGCUUCAGCACCCCAGCACUCAGGAGAGCUCCCCGGAGCAGGCGGCAGUCAGUGUGGGCCACCCGCCACCCCAAGCAAUGGUGAAGACGGCGACCCAGCAGCUGCUGACUGCGGCCCAACACGUGGCCCUGCAACAGGGGAAUGUCACCCCGGUCACCAGGCUUGUCAGCCCCAAGGGUUUAAAAACCUUUCGCAUUGAGGUUCCAGGACUACAGCUAAACGAGGACAAGACUCAAGGGCUCGGUCUUCUUCAUGGUGCCCAGAAGCCCGCAGUCCAAAGCAAGAUCGGUUCAGGAAGCCCUAGUCCCGCUGGGGCUCAGAUCAUACGUAUCAAGCCUCAGUCCGUACAGCGGCAGUUCCUCCUGCAAAGUUCUGAAUCUGUAAGCCCCGCUCAAGUUAUUGUGAAGAAACCGUCUUUGUCGUUGGAAAAAGUAGUAACCGGGGUGAGCUCUUUGAAAACCGUAUAUCCCACCGAUCUAGUGCGUAAGCAGGCAUACGGUGCUUCGCUGAAGAAGACUCAUCCGGUGGCCAGAGCUGAAGCCUCUUCCGCUCCUAAUAAAUCUUCCAAAAAGGAGCAAAAGACCAAAAGGUCUGUAAAGGUAAAAACUCGCUCCGGUCGAAUUUCUCGUCCACCGAUGCACAAAGUGAAGGACUACAAAUUUAUCAAGAUGGGAGACUUGGCUUACAGCCAUCCAUCAGAUUCUGAUGACUACGCUGAGCUGAGUGCCGAUGAAGAGGAAGAUUGGGCCAAGGGUAGUUCGCUGGCUGUCCCUCAGAGUUACACCGUAAAGCAUACAUUGUUUCAGUGUGACACCUGUGAGAAAUCCUAUAUGGGAAAAGGAGGGUUGUUGCGUCACUAUCGGCUUCAUCCUGGCCAUGGGCAACUGGCUCUGUCUGACUACAAAGAGGCUACCAAAGCCGGUGGUGCGCUCAGAUCUACAGCAGAGCCCGUAACCAGCGAGCAGCAGAGAGCUGCAAGUGGGGCAGAGCAGAGGCUGUGCGGCGAUUCUCAGGAUCCCAGUGGAAGCAGCCUGUCUUCCACGGUGCAAGCAACGGCCGAGCGCAAGAACCAGAAAGGAACCAGACGUGGAAGACCACGAGGUACCGGAAGGCGGUUUGGACGCCCUCGAAAAACCCUGGCCGGUGGAUCAGCUGACCCGAAGACUCUGAAUAAAGCCAGGUUGAAAGAGUUGCUCCAGCUGUGUGAUAAAGAGGAUUUGAAAGAACUGGUUCUCCCGUGUCUCACAAAGCUGAUCACAGUGUAUGAGUUCUUACUGUUAAAGGUCGAGCAAGAUUAUCCACAGAAGCCACGCUUUCCUUCCGUGUAUAAAGAGUUUGAGCGUUUGCACUCCAGCGUGAAGAUCCUGGCCCAGGACUAUUUCAGGAUUCAGUCUGUGAACGCUGAAAAGAUUCUUGCCGUCAAUGACCACAAGGUCGCAGUAUCUCUGGGCGUUUCAGAAGAGAUGAUUGGAAAAGAUAAUUCUGCCGUCUGCUCUUCACCGGCUACAAAUGAGCAGGAAGUUAAUGUAAACGUGAAGGCGAAACGUAAGCAUGAGUGUUCAGAAGAAGAGCUGCCGCCAUUGAAAAAACAAAGGCAAGAGGUCUCUGACAGUGUGUGCUGCGAUCAGAACGGGAAUAACGUCCCCCCUGUAACAUGUGAAGAAAAAAGACUAAAUGAAGGUCUAGGAUGCCAAGUCGAUAAUCUGUACAUGCCGGGAGGUGACGUUGUUGCGAUUAAUACUUCUCCAGUGACCACCGGGGGCCUUACAGGGGAAUUUUCCCAGUCUGAAGCGCAUCUCCCCAGCACAGCUAUUGAAAGCGGUUCUGAAUUGAUUCCUUAUGAAAUGGACACAGGGUUAUCCACGGCAUCGCAAUCUCUUUCGGACGCGCAGCCGGCGGCAUCAUCCGGCCAUUCGCAGACCGGUCCCGAAGGGUCCCUCACUGAGAAGUCUCAUUACGAAGGCCAGUUUUCUCUCGAGGAUGUGAAAAUGUCUGCAGAUAACUCAGAAGAUGUCGGCUGCUUAUUUUUUUCUUGCAUAACAGAGACUUCGGCCCUUGAUCAGAACGGCACAUCUGCUACACACGAGGUAUCCUUUGAUGAUGGUGGCCACCUUGGCUCGCUGGACUCGCAUAGCACCGAGCCAAGGAGUACAAAUGGAAAUAAAAGCGAGGUGAUUGAUCCCGUGGACACGGCUUGCGCAGACGUUUCUCAAGCUCCUUCCCCGCAUUGCAGUUCGUUUCCAACUCAGGCUUCCUCCCCGGAUGGGAAAUGCGAUGCGUUAAAUGAUCAGAGCACCGCGUCGCAUGGCGUAAACAGCGAGGAUACCUUGGUCUUAAUACAGAGUCCAGGAGGAAUGGUUUCUGAAGACACCCCAUCUCUCCUGCUAAAAAGUACAGAUGCGUCAGGGCUGCAGUUUGAAAUCAUGGAAGCGCUUUUCCAGAUUUAA